Notolabrus celidotus (New Zealand spotty) is the source of this 1126-nucleotide messenger RNA. RefSeq lists its product as uncharacterized. Lineage: Eukaryota; Metazoa; Chordata; Actinopteri; Labriformes; Labridae. Bases 109 to 1098 code for a protein of 329 amino acids. The transcript has 8 exons. The record is from RefSeq and is a predicted model, not a curated record. Gene Ontology annotation, biological process: proteolysis. Gene Ontology annotation, molecular function: cysteine-type peptidase activity.
CUUAAAACAAGAGAUACAAACUGCCACGUUGAGCUGUGGUUUAGUUUAGUGAAGCAUUCCAUCUUGCAAAAGAAGAGAUACUUGCGACCAGCAGAGUUUGUGUCCAAAAUGUAUGCCUCAAUGCAGGGAAGAUAUAUUGAGCACAUCAUGCAACAGAAUCUUCCAGAGCAGAUUUUGGACAAAGUCAGUACAAGUUCAGGCAAGUCAGAUGAUGACCCUAUUGAACACUGGAACAAGCGAGACAGCUCUGCUGGACGGUCCAAGUCAAAAUCAAAAUACUUCAAUCCACCAAAAAAACUAACUAAAUCCAAGAGCAAGAUGAAGACAGUAACAGUCCAACAGGAUCACCGAGACAAAGACACACAGGUAAGUGAGGGCCUCCUUCAUGUUUUUGCCCACACAUACAGUGUGAUGGACACCAUCUAUUUAAUGAGCCACUAUACAGCAGGUUGUAUUCUGUUUGGUGACAGGGGAAAGCUGCCUCAACAAAGUUUAAAAAAGGUGAACUUCAGCAACUUCAGAGCUGUUCUAUCAUUUGUGCUGGUCAACAAUAACCACUGGAACUUGCUGUACAUACAUGCAGAAACCAGCACAGUGUACCUGGUGGAUCCAGCGCAAAGGACAUCUGAGCUGAAGGCCUCACAAACUGCUGCUAAAAGAAUCCGGGAGUACUUCAUGAUGAGGAGAACAUGUCAUGGAAAAACAGACUGGGUGGAUGUCAAAUGGAAAGAGGGGGUUAUGUCCCAUCCAAUCCAACAAGAUGGAAGCAGCUGUGGUGUGAUUGUUGUCAAGAUGGCAAAAGCCCUGCUAAAGGCUUCCCCAGUGAUCCCUGACAUAGACUUCAGCACCUCCAAAAGAGAAAUGGAGAAGGAGAGGAGAGAUCUGGCUCUUCACAUCCUAGAGGCCUCUGUCUUUGAUGAGCAAAAUUCAUGUGCGAUGUGUGCCACCUUUAAGCCACCAGGACCAGGAACUGCCAUUAUACUAUGGAUACAAUGUGAUGAGUGUGACAGGUGGUUCCACAGCUCAUGUCUGUCCAUGGAAAGUGAAGCAAUCGAGGAUGCCAAAGAGAAAAGCUGGGAAUGUCCCUUAUGCCAAUGACACAAUAAAAUCAUGACACAAGAUCAUA